AUGGCGGAGGAGCAAUUCUUCACCAGUGCCAUUUCCUUGGCGCUUCCGUGGCUCCAGAAGCUCGCACUGAAUAUAACGUUCCCUCCACAGAAAACAUCCAAGUCCAGCAUUGAUGCCAUUCACAUCGAUGGUUUUUCGCUGGGGGGCGCCUCCUUCACGAUGACGAGUCCCAAUCAACUCAAUUUAUUGCUGCAGAACUUGAGCAUUACCGUCCGUGAAACCCCGUUUUCCGUCAAUACUUUGUUGUCUGAGUGUGAGGGCAUGAUAUGGGCUUUUGUUGAUGCAACUAACGCGACGCUUUCAGUGAAUGUCUCCCGCCUGUCGAACGGCACACUUCGAUUGAAGACCGCGGCAAUCACUAUUGAAUGGAGUACGGUGGAGGUCGGACACAUUUUUUUCAGCCCUCUAUGCAAGUUGCUCGGAGAAGGUACGUUCGUGACGAGCAUCAUUAGCAAGAAGGUUAAAAAGGCGUUGAAUGAGAUGCCCUACAAGAUGGGGACUCUCAUCGAAGAGAAGGCGAAUGAUUUCUUCGACUCUUUUUUUGUCACUCUUGUGGAGGAUCCGGACAUUACGGAGGACAGGGCAAUACUUGCCAUGAAUACCAUUUAUAAUUCAAAGGUCCAGAAGGUGCCCUCAUCGGUGGUGGAUCCGAUUUUUUAUCCGUCUUCGACGCCAGUGGUGCCGCAGCGAAAUCUGGCAGCUGUCUUCACUGGACUCGCCUUAAACGACCUUCUCAUUUGGCUUAGCCGGGGAGGCUGGUUGAAUCGAAGCAUACAACUUCCGUCUGAGUACAAUUCAUCCCUUGUUGAGCAAGUGUAUCCAGAUGUGUAUAAAUUGUGUUCCGAUUGCCCCUUUGUCUUUUCAAUCCACCCAACGGUGCCUCCAUCUGUUUUUCUACAGUCUGGCCAAACUGUCAUUCUCCAAGUGCUGAAUGGCUUUUUGGGGUUAGCGAUGACCUCUCCAUCAGGAGAUUCCAUUGCUGUGCUGGAUACGUUGGUGAACCUCACGGGUGGCGUGACGGGUGUCGGCAUCACCUCGGAAGCGUAUCUUCAUCUGAGCCUCACGGAGGUGGACCUGGCAAUUGAGGUGGUGCAGACACGUAUUGCCCCUCUCGAUGCCACUGUCUUGAGUCAGGCCCUUCGUCGGAUGCUCAACGAAUUCCUGAUACCCAUGCUUAACGCUAAGUUUCGCAGGAUUUCGUUGCCAUCAUAUAUCAUGAGGCCAGUGGCCAACAUAUCAACUGAAUUUAUCACGGUUGGGUUUGACGUUGGGCAGUAA
Molecule: messenger RNA, 1278 nt
Organism: Trypanosoma rangeli
Lineage: Eukaryota; Euglenozoa; Kinetoplastea; Trypanosomatida; Trypanosomatidae
Product: ESAG-like protein
Exons: 1
Coding region: 1-1278 (425 amino acids)
Molecular function (GO): lipid binding
Source: RefSeq, a predicted model, not a curated record